UCAUCCUAUAUAGCCCACACCGUCACCUCUCCACACAUUUUUCAAUCCAACAUUUCUCUCUUCCUAUCUCUUGCUUUUCCCCUCUCUUCUUUCUUCUUUUUCUCUCAAUUCCUGUGAAAGAAAAAAAGGAAACAACUGAAUCGCACUUAGGUAAGAAAGAACCACGAAACUUUCAUGAUUCAGAUCCAAACGAUGCAGCAGCAGAUGGGAGAACCUUCUUCCAAUCACCACCACCAUGAUGAGCUUUCCCCUUCUCCCAGUUUCAGCAGCUACUCCUCCGAAACUCUCGCCGAGAUCGCCGCCAGAGUCAUCGAGGAGCUCCGCCGCGACCCUCAUUCCCCCACCGCCGUCGACCACGACGAUGACGCGUUUUUCCAUCCCUGGCAAAACGACAACGACGAAGACGAAGCGACGACUCAAAACGACAACGACGGCGGCGACGACGGUGACGACUUCGAGUUCGCGUUUGUUACCAACACUUCUCCGGUUUCCGCCGACGACAUUUUCUCCAACGGCCAGAUCAGGCCGAUGUACCCAAUCUUCGGCGCUCCACCGGCCGCCUUAAACGACGUCGUGAAUUGCGACCGUGAGUCGGUGGCUCCGGCGGCGAGACGGCGUCGUCUCCCUCUGAGGAUGCUGAUGUUCGAGGAAGGCGAAACGGCGUCGUGUUCGUCUUCCACCGACGAGAGCAGCGUCGACCUGGAAGGUGCGGCGGAAGGUUCCUACUGCGUUUGGAAUCCGAAUUCGGUGGCGACGGAAGCGAAGAAGAGCAGCUCGGUGGGUUCCUCCGGGUCGAAGCGGUGGAAGCUGAGGAACCUGCUUCUUAGCCGGAGCCACAGUAACGGGAAAGAUGAUAGCAAGCUGCCGGCGGCGAACGGUGGCUCCGGCGAGGAUGACGGCGGCGGGAAGAAGGGUAAGGAUGGAGAGCAGAGUAAGAGGAAGUCGUUCUUGCCUAACCGGCCGGAAUUUGUUGGACUUUUCGCCAAUGUCAAUGGGCUAGGCAGGAAUUUGAACCCAUUUUGAAUUUUCUUAGAAUCUUCAUCAAAACAUUAUUGUUAAUUAUAUAUUUUUUCUUAUUUUUUUAAUCAGAGUAUAUCUCGUGCUAGUUUAAGAAUACUGAAAUCUAGUGAUUUUUUUUCUCGAACUAUUCACAUAGUAGUAGAUAGUAGAUAGUUAUGAGACUAUUCUCCCGAGUAAUCUGUUGCAGUUUUCUUUAUUUUUGGAGUGUGUAUAUUGUUAAGUAUAUAUAUAUUUUAAAUUGUAUGAAA
Messenger RNA from Lotus japonicus, 1268 nucleotides. RefSeq lists its product as uncharacterized. The record is from RefSeq and is a predicted model, not a curated record. Lineage: Eukaryota; Viridiplantae; Streptophyta; Magnoliopsida; Fabales; Fabaceae. The coding region runs from base 175 to 1023 and encodes 282 amino acids. The transcript has a single exon.